Molecule: messenger RNA, 441 nt
Organism: Neurospora tetraspora
Lineage: Eukaryota; Fungi; Ascomycota; Sordariomycetes; Sordariales; Sordariaceae
Exons: 2
Coding region: 1-441 (146 amino acids)
Source: RefSeq, a predicted model, not a curated record
AUGGCUACCGCAGACAUAACCGGCUCGUCCUCGCGAAAUUAUCGCACUAGCCAUCGAUACGUCCGUUCUAUCGAGGAUGAGGUCGUACCGAAGCCACUACAGAUUAUCAAGCGCUCCGUGAGCUCAAGCACCACAAGCCGGAGCUACCAGCCGCCAUCGGCCAGACGAAAUAACAGCGCUGGAAGCUUCAACUCUGAUGCAAGCAUGGACAGCAUACCGGAGUCACCAAGAGGGAAUACACCCCUCGCUGUACCAAAGAUCAGAGAGAACAAGGCGCUUGAGUACACCUCGGCUUCGAUGGUCAACCUGCUGGAAGGAUAUGAGCAAUACGAACCAGUGAAUACCGUAAAUGCCUUUCGGCCGAACCGAUCUCUGAUACCACAUUCGGCUCCCCCAGAACCAACUCUUGCACAAGUCUCCAGAACCAACGCCCUCGAAUGA